AUGGAAGAAGAGGAGGAUGACUGGCUUGAGCCGCCCACUCAAGGAGGGGUAGAUGAUCCAUUGGUCAAUCAGGAAUUUAAUCGGUUGUCCAACAAGUUUUCAGAUGCAGGAUAUAGAGAAGGGAUAACCGAUGGGAAACUGGCUACACUCCAAGCGGGGUUUGACGAAGGGUUCGCCAACUCCGUCCCACUGUCAAGGAGAGUAGGAUCAUUACGAGGCAAAGCAGCUGCUUUACUAGCCAUACAUCUUAACUCCACAUCACCUUCUGCAACUCACUCGUCGAAGGAUCUCGAGGAGUCACUUAGAGAACUGAUCAAAACGCUAGGAAGAGUGAAAAGAGAUGAGAUUCUACCUGAAGACCGGGAGAGGAUCCAACAUGAGAAAGAAGAACAUGAAGGGGAUGAAGAUGGAUUCGAGCUGGAUAGGAACGACAAGAGGGAUAUGGAAGAUUUAGAAAAUACCUUGGAGAUGUUAGGUGGAUCGUCUAAUCGUGGGAAGAGCGGGAGUGCGAAGGAAGAUGGAGAAGCCGUGAUAAAGGGGUUGGAAGAUGAGUUGAAAGAAUUGGAGAAGGCUGUUCUGCGCAGAUGA
Messenger RNA from Kwoniella botswanensis, 588 nucleotides. RefSeq lists its product as uncharacterized. The record is from RefSeq and is a predicted model, not a curated record. Bases 1 to 588 code for a protein of 195 amino acids. Lineage: Eukaryota; Fungi; Basidiomycota; Tremellomycetes; Tremellales; Cryptococcaceae. The transcript has 2 exons.